AGAGCGGCGACGAGGGGACGACUGCGUUUGCGGGAUCUCCCGGCGGCCCAGAGUCGCACACACAGACCAGGCCUCUAACCACUCCCUGGGAGCCUGCGUGCCAGCAGCCUGAAACCCAGAGCCUCUCCCGGAGCCUGCACAAUCAAUCCAGACUGAAGCCGAUGUCUUCUAGAGAGACGGACGUGCAAUCCAGCCAGGGCGCAGCUGCAUUUUGAGAGGCCUGAAUGCCUCCGCGUACACCAGGGGACCGCUGGGACUAAUUCUCUUGGCAAACUUGUGGCCAGCCCAAACUGCCAUGUUUCACAUCCCAGUUAUCCUUGGUUACCGCCCAAGAUGAGAUUGUUGAAAACUUUAUAUUUGAUUCCUGAAAGGACUCAAUGGCUUACAGAAGAAAUGAAAUGUGGUCUGAGGGACGGUAUGACUAUGACAGACUUCCAAGAGAACGCGUACCUCCUCGAAGUCACCCCAGUGAUGGCUACCAUAGAGUAGUUAAUAUUGUGCCAAAGAAACCACCACUACUAGACAGACCUGGUGAAGGAAGCUACAAUAGAUAUUACAGUCAUGUUGAUUACCGAGACUAUGACGAGGGCCGCAGUUUUUCUCAUGAUCGAAGAAGUGGUCCACCUCACAGAGGAGAUGAAUCUGGCUAUAGGUGGACAAGAGAUGAUCAUUCUGCAGGCCGACAGCCUGAAUACAGGGACAUGAGAGAUGGCUUUAGAAGAAAAGGUUUCUACUCUUCCCAUUAUGUGAGAGACCGGUCUCCUCAUAAAAGAGACACACCGUUUUUCAGAGAAUCACCUGUAGGCCGAAAGGAAUCUCCACACAGCAGAUCUGGCUCCAGUGUCAGUAGUAGAAGCUACUCUCCAGAAAGAAGCAAAACGUAUUCUUUCCAUCAAUCUCAACACAGAAAGUCCGUGCGUGCUGGUGCCUCCUACAAACGGCAGAAUCAAGGAAAGCCAGAAAGAGGUAAAGAGAGACCUGUUCAGUCUUUGAAAACAUCAAGAGACACUUCACCCUCAAGUUCUUCAGCAGUUCCUUCAUCAAAGGUGUUAGACAAACCCAGUAGGCUAACUGAAAAGGAACUUGCUGAGGCUGCAAGCAAGUGGGCUGCUGAAAAGCUAGAGAAGGCGGAUGAGAGUAACUUACCUGAAAUUUCUGAGUAUGAGGCGGGAUCCACGGCACCACUGUUCAUUGACCAGACAGAAGAACCUGAGUCAAAUGCAACAGAUGGCAUAGAAUUAUUUGAAGACAGUCAGCUAACCAGUCGCUCUAAAGCUAUAGCAUCAAAAACCAAAGAGAUUGAACAGGUUUACCGACAAGACUGUGAAACUUUCGGGAUGGUUGUGAAAAUGCUGAUUGAAAAGGAUCCUUCACUAGAAAAGUCUAUCCAGUUUGCACUGAGACAGAAUUUACAUGAAAUAGGUGAGCGCUGUGUUGAAGAGCUCAAGCAUUUCAUUGCAGAGUAUGACACCUCUAGUCAGGAUUUUGGAGAGCCUUUUUAGACUAUUACUUGCUCAGGCAAAAAAAAUGUUUCUAGAUUUUUUUUUCCUGGAUUGUGUAAAUCCUUAAUAUAUGGAAUUUUGCGAUGAAGAGAAAUACUUUAUGAUAGUUGACCACAUUUCCAAUAUCAAAUAAACAUCUAAAAUAGUCUAAGAUAUUUUAAUUAGAUUUUUUAUCUACACAUAGAGCCUCCUAAUCCAUACUUACCUCCCUCUCUCCUAAAAUGAUGGGUCAGUUAAUUUUUCAAGCUUUGAAAAGGCAGUCCUGAAGAACAGCUUUCUGUACUUACUCAUGUUCUGUAGUCUUCCAUAGUAUAUGAUCAUUUGUUUGGUCAUGUUAGUGUAAUUUAUAGGUUAGAGAUCAUUUCAUGUAAACAUUAAUAGUCUUUUUACAUUUCAUAGUCAAUGAUACCAUGUGAAAAUGUUAGAAUUCUGAGUUGUGAUUUUAUUGACUUGUUGCUUGCUUAUCUUAGGCCUUGUAACUUUUAGUAUGUUUAAAUAUAAUAUCUAAAUAAACUGAAUACUUUGUUAUCUUAGAGAAUAGUUGCUUUGAGAAUAAUUCUCAUUGUGAUAACAUAGAGCACUUACAUCUCUUAAAGGCCCUCACAAUAAAAUGCUGUUUUCCAAGUAAA
Equus quagga is the source of this 2131-nucleotide messenger RNA. RefSeq names its product periphilin 1 (gene PPHLN1). Gene Ontology annotation, biological process: protein localization to heterochromatin; negative regulation of DNA-templated transcription; negative regulation of gene expression, epigenetic. Lineage: Eukaryota; Metazoa; Chordata; Mammalia; Perissodactyla; Equidae. The transcript has 12 exons. The record is from RefSeq and is a predicted model, not a curated record. Gene Ontology annotation, cellular component: nucleoplasm. Bases 378 to 1502 code for a protein of 374 amino acids.